AUGUUGCUGCGUUUUUUUAAAUGUAGUUGCGUUUUAUAAUUUAUAGUUGUGUUUAGUAACUUGUUGAUGUAGUUUGCACUUCUGGAGAACUGACAAAUAUAUACUAACUUAAAAAUGCCAUUUAGCUCUGAAGAGUGUGCGCUGUUUUCUGUUACUUCUCUAGGGAAGUAAUAUAAAGGAAGUUGCCUUGCCUUCCUAUAAGCCAUCACUGCGUUUUGUGUGACGGUGCAGCAAUGAGACUUAUAAUCGUCCUUCUAUUAUUUCAAGGGGUGCAGGGUAAGGAACUUGGCAAAGUCUCAGGUUACGUAGGUGAAACCAUUACCUUGCCAUCAGGAGCUGACCCAUCAUGGACUCUAUCCAGAAUUGACUGGUCAAUAUUCAGCAACACCACCUGGAUUGCCACCUUUGACAAUGGAGGUAUCAAUACUGACCGUCGCCCAGAAUACAAAGGGAGGCUCAAACUUGACGAACACUCAGGUAAUUUAACCAUUCAAAGUCUGCGUCAAAGCGAUGCCCUGGAAUACACAGUGGAGUUCCUCAAUAAAGAACGUCAGAAUCAGGAUCAAAACAAAAUCAGGCUAAUAGUGAAACAACACCUCAAGCAGCCGACCAUAACGGUGAUCCAGUCUACAGAAACAGAAGCAGGCUGUACCUUGGUGCUCAAUUGUUCUUCGCCAGAUAACGGUGUUAACUACUCCUGGGAGAUUAAACCGUCAUGUCGUCAUAGCAGCAAUAUUUCUUGGAGUGGAGCUUCAGAGCUUUUAGCAUUUUGUCAGACAUCAGCAGAUCCUGUAAAUGUCACUUGCACCGCCAGGAAUAACAUGGAGACUGCAUCAAGCGAUUGGACAUCAAAGUGUAAAGGUCCAGAUAAAACACAUACAUCCAGAGACAGAUGUGGUCUGGUAUUUUUCUUUGGAUUUCUUAUUGGAGCAAUGGUCAUGGUUGCAGGGGUUUUGGGUUACCGUUUUAGAGGUAAGAUCAAUAAAGCGUUUCAGCUGUUUUGAGAUAAAUAUUCUCUUAUCACCGAACUGAGCUGUCAAAUGGAAAAUCCCAGCUUUUAUGAAGCUGCAAUAUCAUCCUGUCCUUCACAGUUUUGAUGACUUCUGCAAAAUAAAUUCACAAACUUUUACUUUA
Messenger RNA from Girardinichthys multiradiatus, 1134 nucleotides. Its product is annotated as SLAM family member 9. NCBI's taxonomy places the organism in Eukaryota, Metazoa, Chordata, Actinopteri, Cyprinodontiformes, Goodeidae. The record is from RefSeq and is a predicted model, not a curated record. The coding region runs from base 234 to 1004 and encodes 256 amino acids. The transcript has 8 exons.